UUGGUUGAUUUUGUGCGGCUGACGGUCGGAAGUGACACAUGUCUCUACACCAAUACAUGAUCACCGGACCGUCCCGUCCAGCUCUCGGAGUGCGAUUCUUGCAGUCUUCAUAGGUUAUUCACGACAUACCGGCGCGUGUCAUCCGAUCAUGUCUAAGGACACAGAGGCCAAGAGCGAGGAGAUUAUGGAGUCGAAGGUGCUGUGGUACCCGGACUCUAAACGAAACACACAAAUGGACCGAUUCCGGAUUCAAGUGAACCGGGACUUCGACUUGAAUCUGGCUAAUUAUAAUGACCUGUAUCAGUGGUCCGUGGACAGUUAUCCAGAGUUCUGGGCACAAGUUUGGAAAUUCUGUGGCAUCACCUGUUCAAAGAUGUAUGAGGAGGUGGUUGAUGUGUCUAAAAGGAUAUCCGAUGUACCCGAGUGGUUCAAAGGCAGCAGACUGAAUUACGCAGAAAACCUGCUCAAUCACAAAGACCAGGACAAAGUGGCUCUCUAUGCUGCAACUGAGGCGAAAGAAGAGAUCGUCAAGGUGACUUUCGGAGAGCUGAGGCGUGAUGUCGCUCUCUUCGCUGCCGCUAUGAGGAAGAUGGGCAUCAAAACUGGAGACAGGGUCGUAGGAUAUCUUCCCAAUGGGAUUCAUGCUGUUGAGGCUAUGCUCGCUGCUGCCAGUAUUGGUGCCAUCUGGAGUUCAGCCUCUCCAGAUUUUGGUGUCAAUGGAGUUCUAGACCGGAUUUCUCAGAUCCAGCCGAAGUUGAUGUUCUCAGUAGCAGCUGUUGUGUACAACGGCAAGCAACACGACCAUAUGGAGAAACUCCAGAAUGUUGUUAAAGGUCUCCCUGACCUGAAGAAGGUUGUGGUCAUUCCAUACGUUCGCUCUCGACAAGAGACUGACCUCUCCAAGAUUCCCAACAGCGUGUUCCUGGAAGACUUUUUGGCUAUGGGUAAAGAAGGGGAUCAAGACCCUCAGUUGGAGUUUGAGCAGCUGCCCUUCUCUCAUCCUCUCUUCAUCAUGUACUCUUCUGGCACCACAGGAGCUCCCAAGUGCAUGGUGCAUUCUGCUGGAGGCACUCUCAUCCAGCAUCUCAAAGAACACAUUCUCCACGGCAACAUGACCUACAGUGAUGUCAUCAUAUAUUAUACUACGACGGGCUGGAUGAUGUGGAACUGGCUGGUGUCCUCUCUAGCUGUUGGGGCUUCUGUGGUCCUGUACGAUGGCUCCCCUCUUCUUCCCAGUGCCAAUGUGCUCUGGGACCUUGUAGACCGUUUGGGAAUCACGAUUUUUGGGACUGGAGCGAAAUGGCUGUCUGUAUUGGAGGAGAGAAAUCUAAAACCCGUAAACACACACAGCCUGCAGUCCCUCCACACACUCCUCUCUACAGGAUCUCCAUUGAAGCCUCAGAGCUAUGAGUAUGUGUACAGCUGUAUUAAGAACAAUGUGCUCCUGGGAUCCAUAUCAGGUGGCACAGACAUCAUUUCAUGCUUCAUGGGUCAGAACAUGACGGUGCCGGUUUACAGAGGGGAAAUUCAGGCCCGAAAUCUGGGCAUGGCCGUGGAGUCCUGGAACUGUGAAGGUAAAUCUGUUUGGGGUGAGAGUGGGGAGUUGGUGUGUUUGAAGCCCAUCCCGUGCCAGCCCACUCAGUUUUGGAACGACGAGAAUGGCAGCAAAUACCACAAAGCCUACUUUUCUACCUUCCCAGGAGUCUGGGCCCAUGGUGAUUACUGUAAGAUAAAUCCAAAAACGGGAGGAGUCGUCAUGCUGGGGAGAAGUGAUGGAACCUUGAAUCCUAAUGGUGUUCGUUUUGGGAGCUCAGAAAUAUAUAACAUUGUGGAAGCCUUUGAGGAAGUGUCCGACAGCCUUUGUGUCCCUCAGUACAACAGCGAUGGAGAGGAGCGGGUGAUUCUGUUCUUAAAGAUGGGACCCAAAAACAGCUUCACUCAAGAGCUAGUGGGGAAGAUCCGUGGGGCUAUCAGAGUGGCUCUCUCUGCCCGACACGUACCAGCCUUGAUACUGGAGACCAAAGACAUCCCAUACACUAUCAGCGGAAAGAAGGUCGAAGUUGCAGUAAAGCAGGUGAUUGCAGGUAAGGACGUCACUCAGCGAGGGGCCUUCUCAAACCCAGACUCCUUGGACCUCUACAAGAACCUACCUGAACUCCAGAACUUCUGAGCACCUGCAUGAGGUACAUCUGAACUCCUCACAGUCCUGUGUUUCUGGGCCCCUUCGAAGGGUUCAGGAUCUCUCGACACCUGUUGGAACUUUGCACCAUCUGGAGGAAUUCCUUGAGCUUUCAAACUUCAAAGUUCUUAGUUUUCUCUACCGGUUGUGGAUCCAUUGGAACUGAUGGAGUCUGUACAUGUAACACGUCCUCGGUAGAGUAACCGGGUUCCUGUUGGGUAGAAAGUUGAGUGCCAUUUUAUGAGAUUCCAACUUGGAUCUCAAAGGGACAUUUUAUCUAUUCUGUUAUUGCGUCCACCAAGCGUUAUUUCCAAGAGACGUAGCGAACUCGCAAGUAAUUCAAAAAUUAUAAAUAAUUCUUAACCUACCAUGUCAUUCCCAUAUUUUCCCUCUCAUAUUUUGAUACAAUGUCACUUUGUCCCGUAAUGAAGGUGUAGGAAAAUCUAAUUGAAAAAUGACUGUAUUUCUGCUUUUAAAUCUUCAUGAGUUAAAUACACUGAUAUGUUACUGAACUCCACAAAUGUAAGGUUAUUUUUCUUGUGUUAAAGAUGAGAGCAAUUUCUCUAGUAAUACUGACCGUCUGGGUGAAAUCAACUGUUUUCUGUAAAUAAUAACUUUAUGAAUCAAAGUAUUACUGGUACAGAUUCCUGAAUUAUAAACUGUUGCUGUAAUAAAGUCAGUGCAGCUUUUCCAUUUUUUCCCCCCAAAGCCUGACUUCCUCUCUGGAAAAAAAGAAUAUAUUUAUAUUUUUGAAUCAAAGAUAUCAAAUGAGUAAAUAGUGAUUCAUCACAUCUGCUCUAUUUGUAGAGUAUAUUAUACUGUCCAGAACUACUCUCUGUCGUCUGCUGAGUGUAGAUUUACCUGAAGCUGUUGUAGCUCACUGGCCAAAAAGAUUUCCAUAUAUUUUUCCAUAUAUACUGUAUAUAAAUGCAGCUGCAUGUUGUGUGCUACACGUCGCAGUGACACUUUUUGGUCUCUUUCGGUAUGCCUUUAUAUCAGGUUGUGAAAAGUUUUCAUCAACUGAAGCUCAUCUUCAUUCUUUGAGCCCUUCUUUGGGAUAUGAAGUCAGCAAUUCCGAUGCAAUGACAUGAAAUCCAGACAACCUUGUAAUAUUAGAUUAUUUGAAUCUAUAAUUUUUGCUUUAGGAGUAAAGGGAAGAAAUUCCAGGCAGUCGAAAUGUCUAGGAUAUAAUCUAAAACAACAACGAAAUAUAGAAAAUACUGAUUUAUGUUGGAUCAGAUUGAAGUUGGUUGACGUGUCCCGAAGAUGCGUUUACAUUAGCUUUGCGACAUAUCACAGAAAUAUUUACCAACACAUUUGCAGCAGGCUUCUCAUCCAGUCAUUGACACUGAGAGAGGAUAUGCUGCAAUUGCUCGCAACAAAUCCUUUUUGUGCUAAUGAUGUUAUUUCAGGAGUUGUUUACAACAAAGAAGCCUGGCAGGCUAGUAUUGAUGUUGAUUUCAAGUUUUAAUGGGUCAAGUUUCUGACCUCAGUGAGGACCCCUCGCUUGCUUUCCUGAAAGAAACGACACAAUACAGACUUUAAAAAUUUUUUUUUAUAUAUCAAAGCUUAGACAAUACUCAAAAUGGUGGAUGGGCCAUUUAAAAGGCAAAUUUCUUUGAAAUUGAAAUCAUUCUGUAUAGAGGUGCAGAUGGCAAGCACUUGUGCAGAUCGCUUGAAUUAAAUCAGACCGUAUUUCCGCUUCAGACAAGCAGGGACGGUCUGUUUCACCUCAUGCCCACCCUUGUGCCACCAUAUGCCCCAUAUCUGCUCAGUCUUGCUGACCGGACUCGCCUGGUCUGGGACUGUGGCCACCUAAUCCUUAUUUAUUGAUAGUCACUGUGGAUUUUGCUGUACAUUACCACUUGUCGCAAACUGUUUUUGUUCCCCCAACAUUUAUUCGAUUUUUCCAUACUCAGCAAUUUCAUAAACAUUCCAUGGAGAUCUUUUCCAUUUUAUUACCAUGUUGUUUUUCCUUUUUGAUACAUGGAAAUACUGGAAAUAUGUAUUAUUUUAGUUUUUUUUGGUUAAGGUUCUUAUUAUAGUAUUACAUUAAAUGUAUUUGGUGUAUUACUAGUAAAUGAAAGGUGCUCUCUUCUCGGUGACUAAUGCAAUAUUCCUGCAUCGAAAUAAUAUAAUUGUACAUCGCUGAAUGUGAAUCGUGACAACUACUUAUAUAGCUGAGAAUAUAUUUGUUCUGAAUAUAUUAUGCCUAUAUGCUGUAUCUCAAUGGUCCACUUCAGUUGUGUCCACUAGGAGCAUUUAUUUCAUGUAUAACAAUACUUAUUGUACUCCUUAUUAAAGAACUAAGAAAUAA
Messenger RNA from Carassius gibelio (silver crucian carp), 4496 nucleotides. RefSeq names its product acetoacetyl-CoA synthetase (gene aacs). Gene Ontology annotation, biological process: lipid metabolic process; positive regulation of insulin secretion. Lineage: Eukaryota; Metazoa; Chordata; Actinopteri; Cypriniformes; Cyprinidae. The transcript has 18 exons. Gene Ontology annotation, cellular component: cytosol. Bases 149 to 2170 code for a protein of 673 amino acids. The record is from RefSeq and is a predicted model, not a curated record. Gene Ontology annotation, molecular function: acetoacetate-CoA ligase activity.